This is a messenger RNA of Lottia gigantea (owl limpet), 1341 nucleotides long. RefSeq lists its product as hypothetical. NCBI's taxonomy places the organism in Eukaryota, Metazoa, Mollusca, Gastropoda, Lottiidae. The transcript has 4 exons. The record is from RefSeq and is a predicted model, not a curated record. The coding region runs from base 1 to 705 and encodes 234 amino acids.
AUGGGAAAUGAUAGUUCAAGACAACUUUCGUCAAUUUCUGGUGGGAAAUUAGUAUCGUUUGGUCCAAAUGAAGAAUGGCCAACAGCUGUCAAAUUACACAAAGAUUUAUUGAAAUUACAUCACAUCGAAUUCAAAGAAUCGGAUCUUAGUGUUAAACGAGCUGACGAUACCAACAGUGAUUCAUCAGGGGAAAUUACUGGAACAGAUAGUGGUAGAGGUGGAAGUGAGGAAGAUAGUCAUAGUAACGGUAGAGCUUCACCACCUGUUCCACCUGCAAUACCUAAAAGAGCACCGCGAACAAAGUUUAAACCGAAGCCACCAACUUAUCCAGAACAUAUAGAAAAUCAUAAGAAGCAUUCCACAUCAAGUGACAUUUCAUCACUCGGGAGAGACGAUUCUAAUUAUAAUCUUAAAAAUGUGUCCUUUGACUCUACAGUGCCUAAAAGACCUCCAAUAAAAAAACAUGUUUCUUUUCAAAGUGAUUUUUGUCUAAACAAUACCCCAAGGUCGGGUGAUUAUACAAGGGACCAAUCAGUUUUUCCGAAAUAUCCAUCAUUAGGAUAUUCGGCGGGAAACAUUAACGACCGCCAUUUUGACAUUGAUGACGAUGAUAAUACCACUACGACUUCCGGAAGUUAUAUGGUGGAUUUCGACAAUGAAAGUACUGAUUAUGUACAUUCAAGAAUGAGAGAUGUUGUUGUAUAAUGGAGCAUUAUAAUAUUCGGUUGUUUUAUUAAUGAAUAUUGUUACAUUUUUAAAAAAUCGUAUAGUUUUUUGAUCAUUAAAUCCAAAGCGAAAUAAUGUUCAAAAUUAUGUUAUUUUUUCGAUUUACAAAGCAAAAACUUGUAUUAUAUUUGUUAUGGAUUAAUAGUUUAUUUUCGACUUGUCGAAAAUGGCGUGCAUUAGAAGGGCAAUACACACAUAAAACAUCGAAAUACCAUGCCACAUGGAUAACUUUUAAAGAAGCCGUAUUACGUUUCUAGGGGCUUUGUCGUAAUUCGGAAUAUUGUGCAUGUUUAAUAACUUCAAAAGGAGUUUAAUUCAAUACAGAAUUUGGUGCGUCCACAUUCAAGUUACAAGGCUACAUCGUGCAACUUGUUACUAUAAUCUGGGCAUUGCCAACGUAUUAUGUCUGAUUUUGGUAUGGUAUUUUGACAUUGAUCACGGGUGCUAUUGUGGUGUUGCCCUGCUAGGAAUUGUAUGCAUUUUCACAUAUAAGUAUUAGCAUUAAAUGCAAACUAAUUAACAAUUUUGUUUUAUAUAAUAAUUAAAAUCAAACUAUUGUAAAUAGUAUUAUAUUUUCUUAGUUUAUUAAAUGUAAUUAAUAAACGGAUCAAGUAU